Messenger RNA from Aspergillus aculeatus ATCC 16872, 1485 nucleotides. RefSeq names its product transient receptor potential ion channel family protein. Gene Ontology annotation, biological process: fungal-type cell wall biogenesis; transmembrane transport. Bases 1 to 1485 code for a protein of 494 amino acids. Lineage: Eukaryota; Fungi; Ascomycota; Eurotiomycetes; Eurotiales; Aspergillaceae. The record is from RefSeq and is a predicted model, not a curated record. The transcript has 6 exons.
AUGGUGGUAUGCAUUUUGAGAUCAGAUGUGGUGCUGUUGGUGUAUGGAUACCAGAUCCUCAACGACACGAUCAGCCUGUGUGACCUGGGCCGGCACAGCCUCUGUCCACUUGCAUCUGGCGCACUCGAUAUACCCCAGGCAAGCGUGAACGUGCCAUCCAUCGUGUCAGUGACUCCAGGUAAUGGCUACACUGUUCCGGACCUCGAUUCCACAAUCUCGUAUACAUUUACAGUGACUCGGCUCGAAACGGCUGUUUCGUGGGUUCUUGCGGUCAUGACUGGGCUGGAUUUGAUCGGCUCCGCUAUUGCCAUGAUCCGAGGCCAUCUUCAUUCCGCCACACAGCUUUCCGUCACGUCACUGGAUUUGUUGGGCUUCAUGCAGUCGCAAGCAAUGUUUGGCCUCUGCUCAGUCAGGCUACCACCUAUAGCACAGUCCUGGACACAAAUGUUCCAGUGGACUAUUGGAAUUGUACGGUUCGGGUUUGUCCAGUCGUUCGGUCGCUGGUACUUGCGUGCGACAGGAGGUACCCCCUCUACUGUAGUGGACAACUCAGAAGCAUCUCAGCAUUACUCGAAUGGCCUAUACCGAGCUGGCAUUGAGCCCACUAAUGUAUUCAUGACGGCAUAUUUCUCAUUCAUGUUUGUCGCUGUUAUUCUCUUUGUGGGGCUGGCGACAGCUAGACUGGGGCAUGCCAUUCUGAAAAGGUCGAACAAGAACAAGCUUCCGCGCUGGCUUGAGUCCGCACCUAUGCGCUUGUUGAACACUAGCAGAGGCCUGUGCCUUCUAUUUCUGACCGUUGCCCUCCCCUCAAUUGUCCGAUUUGCCUUUUGGGAGUUCACACAGCUUGAUUCCACCAGAAUAUUGAGAGGUCAGAAGUCUGGCCUGACCGCAGCAUACACUCUGUCAUCGGGCUUCAUUGACGCAAAGGAUGUGCGAUUAAUUCAGUUCUUCCAUACAGCCGACAGAUACUACUUCUUUGCCAUACAACAACUAUACGACUUUACGGGCGGGCUUACCAUUGCUGUUAGUCAGUCUGCUCCAGUUCCACAGGCUAUAACCCUCUUGGUUAUCAAUGUCAUCAUGAUGAGUCUCGUGAUCUGGGUUCGCCCUUGUCGAGAACGAAGCAUGAAUCGUCGCGCCAUCGCAGUGGCGAUCAUCGAGUUCUUGACCUCCGUCUGCAUCCCCAUAUUCUCGGGUAUCUUCAAAGGCUCACCAAUGGCGGCAAGCGUUGUUGAUGUGAUCUUUUGCUUGUAUAAUAUGGUCUAUGUGCUGGUGCUUGUGGUCUAUCUGCUGACUUCAGGGAUCAAUGCCGUCCGUAUAAAGGAGCCUGAAACUCAGUACCAGAGCGUCGGCGACAAUCGCGAAUCGUUCCUGAACCUACGUGUUUCACCUCCGACAGAGCUCAUGGAUCUGAGUACCACCAAUUGCGGAGAGCCCAAGCCUUGUGAGCAUCAAUUUUUAACUCCACCAGUGCAUAACGAAUGA